AUGCGGAAGCUGAAGGACGCCGACUUCAUGAAGGCAGUGGAAAAACAGGACAUGAAGAAGGUUAUGCCCUUCGCGUCCCACGCCAUGAAGACAGAGGUGAAAGCCAGGGGGCGCGAGGCGCUUGAGUUGGAACUCCCCUUCGACGAGUCUGGCAUGCUGCAGGACCUCCAGGAGGUCAUCAAGCUUCAGCUUCGCAUAUCCACUGUCGAGAUUGUAGACGCCGAUGUGGAACAUCCCCGUGGCGGCGACCAGAAGCGCAGCGCGGCGACGCCCGGGAAGCCGCAGAUAUUGUUUUUCGCCGAGGCUUUCAGGGCUUGA
Molecule: messenger RNA, 318 nt
Organism: Prorocentrum cordatum
Lineage: Eukaryota; Dinophyceae; Prorocentrales; Prorocentraceae
Source: the annotation of a GenBank genome assembly